AUGGAGAUAGUGGAGAAAAUAGUGUAUGUACUAGGGCUGGUUCUGCUGCUGCACCUGCUGUCUGCCAGAUGUGACUCCAAGGGCCGCACGGUGUCUUGGUGCGUGACGUCGGAGGCAGAGGAGCAGAAGUGCCUGGAUUUGGCCAGUAAUGCCACAGCGCGGAACAUCAGGGGGACUUUAGAAUGUGUGCGGGCAGAGAGCUCCCAGGACUGCAUUCUCAAAAUAAAAAACGGUAGCGCCGAUGCAGCGUCCAUGUUUGCAGACGAUAUCUAUGCAGCGUGUCUGUGCCACGGCCUGGAGCUGACCGCUGGGGAGACCUUCAAUGGCAUCGACGGCAUCGAUUACUACGUGGUGGCCUUGGCGCGCCGCUCCUCCGCAGACCUGUCUCUUCUGGAGAUGCACGAACGCAGCUCCUGUCACCCCGGGAUACGCACCACAGUGGGCUGGACCGUGCCCAUCGGGUACCUGGUCAACACCUCCCAGAUCAGCGUGGACGACCAGUGCAACCUGCCCCAAGCCCCUAACUUUCAACCCAAUCCCAGACCAUAUCAUGUGCUCUCUGAAUGCCUUCUCUCACUGCUCCUCUGUCCCGGGGCAGCCGUGGGGAACUUCUUUGGUUACAGCUGCGUCCCAGGAGUGAAGGACCCCCUGCACGACCCCAGAGGCACCAACCCCAAGAACCUGUGCGAGGCCUGCAUCGGGGACGAGAACGACCGGCACAUCUGCGUCAACAACCACCGAGAGAGGCACUACGGGGAGACCGGGGCCCUCAGGUGCGUAGCGGAGAACCUGGGCGACGUGGCCUUUGUGAAGCACACAACAGUCUUUGACAAUAUGGAUGGUAAGAACCAGGAGUCGUGGGCCCUGGACAUGGAGGUGGAGGACCUGAAGCUGCUGUGUCCUGAUGGUACCGAGGCGGGCACAGAGGACUUUGAGCAGUGCCAUCUGGCCGCGGUGCCCACCAACGCUGUGGUGGUUCGGCCCGACGACAGGUGCAGGGUCUGGAAGUUCCUCGAGAGACUACAGAAUGCUUUUGGAAACUCGACAGACAGCUUCAGCAUGUUCAGCUCCGCAGCCUAUGAAGAAGCAGACCUGAUGUUUAGUGACUCCACCCUCCACCUGCAGAGGAUCAUCACCAGCUACACCUCCUGGCUGGGCCCCUCCUACACCUCAGUGCUGCGGGCCUUUGAGCCUCUGCUGAUGGAACAGAAGGGCCUUUACCCAGAGCGUCCGUCCGUCUCCACGCUCCAUCCGGCGGUCCGGCCCCACCAUCUGCCCUCCUCUUUCCCUAGUCUCCAUGUCCUCCUGUGA
Molecule: messenger RNA, 1311 nt
Organism: Knipowitschia caucasica
Lineage: Eukaryota; Metazoa; Chordata; Actinopteri; Gobiiformes; Gobiidae
Source: the annotation of a GenBank genome assembly